GCAAUUCUGUAGUGAAAAUUUUCUCUUCUCUUCGAUGUAUUUUCGACUUUUCCCGUUUUUAUUUAUAUAUUAAUGCGAUAAAAACAAGCAUUUCAAUAAAUAAAUGAGCGUUGAUAAGGGAGAACGCGUAAGAAAUAUGUGAUAAUUUAUAGUAAAUAUAUAGUAAGUGUUAAAAAUGUGAAAUAGUAACGCUGUUUGGCAUUGUCGAGAGGACAUAAAAUCCAUGUGUACAAUUGAAGGCGUGAAAAAUCUGUGAAAAUGCGCAUCCUAUAAAUCUAAACUAAUUUAUUUCGAGUAAAAUUAAAUAAAAGCUUCAAAUAAAAACAAUUUUAACAGAAAAAACUCUGAUACCACAUAUUUUCUGUAGCUCGUCGUUUGAAAAUUCGGUAAACAAUAAUAUUAAUGGGCAUAUGUAUAUAAUACCCAAAACACACGCAAUACAGUUUAAGCUGCAGUAUUAACCGCAGCAAAUUUUGUGCCAACUAACGUUUUAUAAUAGUAAAUAAACAGAAAAGUUCAAUGGGUGGAAAUAGCACAACAAAUACUUUUACCGCUGGCGGUUAUAUUGGGCCUGUUAGCGGAAGUAGCGUCGGCAGUAAUAGUGGUGGGGCAGUAGGUGGUGAUCCUCUACCCAAUAUGACCGCAGCCAGCAGUACCUCAUAUGCUUAUGGCACGAAUUGGGAGGAAUUUUGUGAGCGUCAUUCACGUGUAGCAGCUGCAGACUUUGCUAAAGCUUGCAUUAAUUAUAUAAAUGGAACUAUGCCACCCGAAGAGGGACGCAAAAUUCAAUAUCGCAAUUUUGGGCAAAAAUUCGCCGAGGCGUUUGUAGAUCAUUUCGAUGCGGAAUUUUGCCUAAGGCGUAACAACAUUAAGACUGGUAAUGGUAAUUCAUUAGAGGAAAGUGGCGUAGCUGAAGAUUCUCCAAAAAUUUUUCAUAAAGCAUUUUUUCGAAGGCUUUCUUUUAAGGGUCUGCGCAAAGGCAAGAAUUUCCUAUUCCUACAGACGCUCUUCCAUAAGAAUUCCGAUGAUUUAGAUGGAAGUAAGCAUAGCAAGACAAAAAUCUCAAAAAUCAUUGUAGAAUGUCGCAAAGAAGGUUAUGUCCAUACUUUAUCGCCUGAAAGCUUAGAUCAGCCAACGGGUGCACAAAAGUGGGAAAAGUGUCGACUUGCGUUGGUAAAAGCUGUCGGAGGUUACAUGCUAGAAUUCUACACUCCACCAAAAGCUACUAAGCCCCGAAGCGGUGUGUUUUGUUUCCUAAUAUCUGAGGCACGUGAAACAACUGCCCUGGAGAUGCCUGAUCGUGAAAAUAUUUUUGUUCUUAAGGCAGACAAUAAUAUGGAAUAUGUUAUUGAGGCAGAGAGUGCGGCAGAAAUGCAUAGCUGGUUGGCUACUAUACGCUACUGUAUGCGUACACCACCCACGCAACAACUACCCUUAGAUUCUGCAGAUGCACUAGCCACAGGUGGUACUAGUGUUGGUGGAAUAAUGGGUGGAAUUACAGUUUCGAAUUCGUCAACUUCGGCUAUGAGUCCUAGUGGCAAUUCAAAUACUACAGAACUAAUUGCUACACGAAGUGGUCCAUCUAUUGCUCUACCCAAUCCACAAUAUCAUCAAACAAAUAUACUUGGCUCAAACGGAAAUAUAGGCCCAAGCGAUUCUUUACCUGAAGUUGCACUUGCUGGAAGUUUGGGUGCGACAGCUUCUAUUGCUAAUGAUACAACUACAUUAGAAGGUAUACCUGAUAUCCCACCGAGACCAAUCGGACCUGGUACACGAGGAGAGCAACGACUUUCGGCGUCAAGUAACAUUGAAGGAGAUUGUGAAACAGAAGCGGAUAUAAAUGUAGCAGAUUUGACUGCCGAAAUGCGACAGUAUCCAUGGUUCCAUGGUACAUUGUCGCGAUCAGAGGCCGCGCGGAUGGUAUUACAUUCGGUGUCGGCUGGGCAUGGUUACUUUUUAGUGCGGCAAAGUGAAACGAGAAAGGGUGAAUUUGUGCUGACAUUUAAUUUUCAAGGGCGUGCUAAACAUUUACGCAUGACUUUAUCCGAGAAAGGGCAAUGCCGUGUCCAACAUUUGUGGUUUCCAUCCAUACAGGAGAUGCUCGAACACUUCCGACAUAAUCCAAUACCAUUGGAAUCGGGUGGCACAUCUGAUGUAACGCUCACAGAUUGGGUUCAUAAUAAGUCACUACUUUAUGGGGGAUCAAAUGAUGCUGGCAACAUUGCAGAAACAAACGGUGGGCAUCAACAACAACAGCAACAGCAUCCAUCACCGAGACAUCAACAGGAAAAGAGUCUAAUCACAAUGAAUUUGAGUGUACGAUUAAAAGCGAACGAAAUUGAGAUACCGUUUCUGCAACAACCGCAGCGGCCACAACCCCAUGUACAAUUUCAAACGCAGACACCACAACAAAAUAAUCAACAACUUCGUGCUUCAACAGUUUCACUGCAAUCUCAGAGUCAACUUUACAGUGGUCCUAGAGUUGCCAGCAUUAGUGAUUUGAACGCAAAUGAAAUGAGCACACGAGCUGUAGAUAAUCAAUAUAGUUUUGUUUAAUUCUUUGACGCUACGAAGGAGAAUGCUUUCUUUGGCCAAGCCGUGAAAUAAUUAUAUUUAUGUAAUUACAAAUACAUAUGUAUACAUGCGUACAUAACUGAAUAUAGGCUUAUUGCAGCUAUUAAUAAUAAUUUGUAAUUCAUAUACUUUUGCAUGUAUAAUGCAUAUACAAACAUACAUAUAUACUCGAUUGCUUCUCAUGAUUUGGCGUUUUGUGCCAUGGUUUCCUUUUAAUAUUAAUUAGAAAAGAUUUAAAAAGUUCUAUGUGUUCAAAAUUUAUUUAUAAAA
Molecule: messenger RNA, 2844 nt
Organism: Ceratitis capitata (Mediterranean fruit fly)
Lineage: Eukaryota; Metazoa; Arthropoda; Insecta; Diptera; Tephritidae
Gene: Lnk
Product: SH2B adapter protein 1
Exons: 7
Coding region: 520-2556 (678 amino acids)
Biological process (GO): intracellular signal transduction
Cellular component (GO): plasma membrane
Molecular function (GO): transmembrane receptor protein tyrosine kinase adaptor activity
Source: RefSeq, a predicted model, not a curated record